Messenger RNA from Globicephala melas (long-finned pilot whale), 414 nucleotides. NCBI's taxonomy places the organism in Eukaryota, Metazoa, Chordata, Mammalia, Artiodactyla, Delphinidae. The record is from RefSeq and is a predicted model, not a curated record.
AUGCUCAUGAUCUGGAAAGGCCUGAUCGUCCUCACUGGCAGCGAGAGUCCCAUCAUGGUGGUGCUGAGUGGCGGCAUGGAGCCAGCCUUCCACAGGGGCAACCUUCUGCUCCUGACAAAUUUCCGGGAAGACCUGGUUAGAGAUGGUGAAAUCGUUGUUUUUAAAGUAGAAGGACAAGACAUUCCAACAGUGCACAGAGUAAUCAAAGUUCAUAAAAAAGAUAAUGGAGACAUCAAAUUUCUGACUAAAGGAGGUAAUAAUGAAGUUGACAAUAGAGGCUUGUACAAAGAAGGCCAGAACUGGCUGGAAAAGAAGGAUGUGGUGGGAAGAGCCAGAGGGUUUUUACCAUAUGUUGGUAUGCUCACCAUUAUAAUGAACAACUCCCAAAAUUCAAGUAUGCUCUUUUGGCUGUAA